This is a messenger RNA of Durusdinium trenchii, 2400 nucleotides long. The record is from the annotation of a GenBank genome assembly. NCBI's taxonomy places the organism in Eukaryota, Dinophyceae, Suessiales, Symbiodiniaceae.
AUGCCUCGACACGAUCAGGCGCAACUUGCUCCGGAGCGCAAGAAGCGGGCAUUGGAGGUAAGAAGCAGUGCCUUGGCUGAAGAGACCGCAUCGCCAAAAGCCAAAGCUGCAAAAGAGAGCACAUCACCCAAGGCUGUGAAAGGCAGACCUUCGCCAAAAGCGAAGGUUGAGGCAAAGGAGCAAAACAAGAGGAGUGCAUGCACCUUUUCAGAUGCAUCGGAGGAGGUUCUAGACCUUCUUCAACAAGUGGCAAACUUGGAUGAAUUGCAGAGAUGGGCUUUUGCUGGUGGUUAUGAUGCUGUGACCGUGCCACUGAGUAAGGUGACCAAGAGCAUGGUGCGCGAAGGCUUCACGUGGUUAAAGGCAAUUGAGCGUGAGCUGGCCAAGCCUGAGCCUCCUACUGAGUCUUUGGAAGCCUUGAGCCAAUCCUUCUACAAGGUCGUACCACUUCUUGCGAAUGAGGGUAAGGAAUCAAUUGCAACAUCAGACCUCUUCCUAAGAAGGCUUCGUGUGGUUUCUAUGCUCUCCGACAUCGAGGCUGCUCAUUCCCAGUUGCGCUUGCUGCUGAACUUCACAGAGGAGGCUGCAGCCGCAGGAUCGCGCCGUCUAAGCACGCAGCACCUGCAGUUGAUUUACAAGAGUUUGAAAUGCGAGAUCAGUGCAGAAACCCAACACAGUACAGUGUCACAGAUGGUGGAGAAGUACCUGCGUGGUGUGUCCACGCCAAAGCUUAAGAGAGUCUUCACCAUCAACAGGCCAGCAGACUCAACGAGGCUGGCAAAGGCCCCAGCAAAACGGCUGCUACUGUGGUAUCGGACAUCUUUCACUGCGUGGCUCAGCUUGCUGGCAAAUGGCUUUAGACUUCCUCCCAAGGAGGCACCUGAGCUUGGCUACUCCUUUGGCAAGGGCUUGUAUUUCUUUGACGCUGUAGGCGUUGCCCAGCAGGCCCAGCAGGGAUCCAUUUUGCCAUUCAUCCUCCUUUUGGCCUCGUUGGCGGCAGGCUACUGGCUUUGGAGUUCUCGCAGUGAAGGUGAAGCAACCAAAGGACCUACUACGCCACUUCCAGAUGUAGAGGAACUGCGGCGAAAGCGCUUGGAAGCUUUGCAGGCAUCAAUGGCUGCAGCUUCCAAGGCCUCUGAAGCCGAUGAGGGGCUGCGCCGACGUUCUGGGAAGGCAGCUCCGCAGCCAACGGAAGCUGAAGCCUUGCGGCAGCCAUGCGAACCGGCAGUGGUGCAAAAGCCAGUGUCAGAGACAGAACCUGUCGCAGCCGAGCCAAGGGAGCCAAAGCGAGAGCAAAGCUCCAGGCCAAAGACCGACACAGUUUCAGCGCCAGAGACAGCGAGUUCCAAAGCGCCAAAACCUUCCACGAUUGCCUUACGCGCAAGGGGGACUUUGCAAGGAAGUUCCCACUUGCGGAAUUUCGAGAUCCAGGCAGAAUCGACGGUGAACCACUUGCAGUCGCAGAUCUUGAAGGCUUUUCAGCCAGAGGCUUCAGGUUGCAAAGUGCGGGUGUUCUUCAAUGGUAAGGAGCUUAAGAAUCCAACAGAGACUGUGGACUCACUUGGAUUGUCAAACAACACCUGCUUGCAGGUGAUGUUUUGCGGGGCUCCUACAGCACAAAAGGAUGUCGCACAGUCAGAGAAGGAGCCGCCAAAGAAAGAAGUGCCUGUUCCAGAAGCUCAGCCUGUGAGUGUCCGCAUCCAAAGCACGGUGCAAGGACACACCAGUGCCUACAUCCUCAAGGAGCUGAGCACUUGCAGCCGCGUCUUGGAUUUGGAGGCUCUUGCCUUGGGUGCUUUUGCACCAGGGGAAGGGCUGCGACCUCGCCUGUUUUUCAUGGGAAAGGAAUUGAAGGAUGUCGAUGCCUUCCUUGGACAUGUUGGUUUGACCCCCAAGGCAGUCGCCACAGUCCAGGUCAUGUUUUCCACUGGAGAACCUCGAGCUGCUGCCAAAACGCCCUCCUUAGGGGAAGCACCUGCCCCCCCGGCAACAGCUUCUGCCGCUGCUGGGGGAACACCCAGUCCUCCCAUGCAGGAGGGCACCAACGAGGCCGUGCUGGCGGCCGCUGCCGCAGCUGGCUGCAAUGUCUCUGCACUUCUAGGCAAUUCGCCUGAACCAGCUCCUGGAGAAGGGACAACGCCUGCAGAGGCUUGGCGUGCGAUGGCCGGUUUGGAGGAGCAGCUCAGCCGGGAGUCGGACAUGUCGGAGGAGCCAUCAGUCCGGCAGGCAUCAGCAAUGCUGCGGCACUUGCUUACGACUGCAACUCAUGACAACAACCCUGGCCUAAUGCAGUUUGCGCAGUCAGCAAUCCCUGACUUUCAGAAGAUCUGGAGCUUUGAGCCAACGCGUGAGCAUCUCAAGGGAUUGAUCGCAACGAAGGCACCAGUGAACCAAGGCUAG